AUGGUGUUUCUGACCACCAAGCUCGUGGAGAGGGUGUCCCUCUUUGUGUCGUUCGGGGGCCUGGUGACGUCGUUGGUCACGUUCUUCCUGCCCCUGUGGAAGACGAUGAACUCGGACCUGAACGAGAUGGAGAACUGGUACGAGGGCCUGUGGCACCUGUGCAUCUUCACCGAGGAGGUGGGCCUGCACUGCAAGGCCUACGAGUCCACGCUGGCGCUGCCCGCCGACAAGCUGGCGUCGCGGGCGCUCAUGUUCGUCUCCGUGGCCACGGGCCUGCUCGGGGUGCUGGCGGCGUUCUUCGGGCUGGAGGGGGUGCUGGACGGAGCCGGAGGGGGUCGGCGUCGGCGGCGGCUGAAGAGGGGGCUGCUCAUCGCCGGGGGCGUCCUCUUCUGGGUGUCGGGACUCACCACGCUGGCGCCCGUGUCCCUGGUGGCCUACUUCACGGUGGUGGAGUUCUGGGACGAGAGCAUUCCCGACGUGGUGCCGCGCUGGGAGUUUGGCGAGGCCAUGUUCUCCGGGUGGAUCGCGGGACUCCUCCUGGUGGUCGGCGGCUCGUUCUUGUUUGUGGCCGUGUGCAUGGGGGAUUACGAGGCGCGCCAGGCUAGAGAUUUAGCCUUCUGCAAGGACGCUCCAAGGACACGGCACUACCUAAAGACAGAGGUCCUAUAG
Sardina pilchardus (European sardine) is the source of this 669-nucleotide messenger RNA. It is a transcript of the gene cldn26, whose product is annotated as claudin 26. Gene Ontology annotation, cellular component: plasma membrane; bicellular tight junction. The transcript has a single exon. Bases 1 to 669 code for a protein of 222 amino acids. NCBI's taxonomy places the organism in Eukaryota, Metazoa, Chordata, Actinopteri, Clupeiformes, Clupeidae. The record is from RefSeq and is a predicted model, not a curated record. Gene Ontology annotation, molecular function: structural molecule activity. Gene Ontology annotation, biological process: bicellular tight junction assembly; cell adhesion.